UUAAAAUUGUCAAACCUCAGUCAUCAUGGCUAUUAUAACUUUACUGCUGUUGAGUGUUGUUGGAUCUGCAUUUUGUCAUGGCCCAUAUGGUGGUGGAGGCGAUGGAUGGUAUGGUGGUGGUGGUGGUGGCGGAGGACUUGGAUCUGGCGGCAGUGGUGGACUAUUGUUAUUAGGCGGAGGAUUAGGCGGAGGCGGAGGAGGAGGAGGAGGAGGUGGAGGAGGAAAGAAAGGUAGUCAAGUAUGGUGUACCUGUCGUAAAGGACAAUGUUUAAAAGGAGAAUUUGUUUUGGACAAGUAUUGCAGACUAACACCCUUAUUCCCAGGGAAAUGGACUACAUGCUGUAAGGUGUUACCAAACAGUGUAACUAGUCAAAGUUACGGUGGAAGUGGUGGUGCUGGAUUCGGCGGCGGUGCUGGUAUCGGUGGCGGUACUGUUAUUGUAGUUGGAUCUGGAGCUGGUGGAGGAUCUGGUGGGGGAUCUGGAGGGUCCAGUGGAGGAUAUGGAUAUGGUGGAGGACCUGUAUAUGGAGGAGGAUCUGGAUAUGGAGGUGGAUCUGGGUACGGAGGUGGAUCUGGAUAUGGAGGCACAAAAGAAAGUACAUACUAAACAAGAUUCGUCUAACAGGUUUUCAGCAAAUGAAUGUGUUUUCUGAUAUAUGUAAAAACAAUUAAAAAAUAUUCAUGCACAA
Molecule: messenger RNA, 689 nt
Organism: Mytilus trossulus (common blue mussel)
Lineage: Eukaryota; Metazoa; Mollusca; Bivalvia; Mytilida; Mytilidae
Exons: 2
Coding region: 26-607 (193 amino acids)
Source: RefSeq, a predicted model, not a curated record